Molecule: messenger RNA, 942 nt
Organism: Thyridium curvatum
Lineage: Eukaryota; Fungi; Ascomycota; Sordariomycetes; Thyridiales; Thyridiaceae
Exons: 2
Coding region: 1-942 (313 amino acids)
Biological process (GO): dolichol-linked oligosaccharide biosynthetic process; polyprenol catabolic process
Cellular component (GO): endoplasmic reticulum
Molecular function (GO): 3-oxo-5-alpha-steroid 4-dehydrogenase activity
Source: RefSeq, a predicted model, not a curated record
AUGUCUCGGGACGGACUGAUACAGCUUCUGGACAACAUACCACCGCCGUCGGUAUGUUGCCAGGGGGCCAUGCUCCUCGCAGCCGCGUGCAUCUUUGCUGUUGCCGCCCUCCCGCGCGAGGUCAAGCACAUCAUGAUGGACUAUGGUGCCAGAGAAGAGCGGCCCCAGACUCACCAAAAGGGCGAGGCGCCGCAGGAGUACAGGCUCGUCAGGCAGCUCGCCGCGUACACGGCGGUGCCGCACUCCUGGUUCAGCAGCUACUACUACACGUCUGUCGCCGGCCUUGCCUUUUGGGCCUACCAAUUCUUGCGCCACGGGCGCCUGAUGCAGCUUCUCGCCAGCCGGCAGGCGUCUGCCGGCCUGCCGUCGAUGGCAAUGGAGCAGGUCUGCGUGACAUGGGGGCUGAUGGCCUUGCAAGGGACGCGCAGGCUGUUGGAGUCUUGGGCGUUGGUCAAGCCCUCCAAGUCGAAGAUGGGGGUGCUUCACUGGCUACUUGGCAUCGCGUUCUAUGCUGGCAUGAGCCUGUCCGUCUGGAUCGAGGGAUCGCAGGCGAUCCGGGAAAAGCAACAAGGCCUUUUGAACGGAACAACAGCAGUCCCCGUCAAGACUAUGGUAGCGGUUCCAACGUUCCUGUUGGCUAGCGUCCUGCAAAAUGGCUGCCACAGGUAUCUAAGCAGCCUGAAGAAGUACUCUCUGCCGGAGAAGGGUCUCUUCCGGCAUAUUGUCUGCCCACACUACACGUGCGAGUGUGUCCUCUACGCAGCAUUGGCGCUGGGUGCGGCUCCAGAGGGUCGACUGUUGAACCGAACACUCCUAUGUGCUCUCGUGUUCGCGGCCACCAACCUGGGCGUUACCGCAAAGAGGACCAAGGAUUGGUAUGCUGCCAAGUUCGGGCCAGACAAGGUUGCUGGUAAAUGGGCUAUGAUCCCGUUCGUUUUCUGA